Messenger RNA from Prunus avium (sweet cherry), 495 nucleotides. The record is from RefSeq and is a predicted model, not a curated record. Lineage: Eukaryota; Viridiplantae; Streptophyta; Magnoliopsida; Rosales; Rosaceae.
AUGGAGACACUGAACGCCAUGUUGUAUCUUCAUGAUCAAGGGCACCUCCACAGAGACAUCAAGGCUGGUAAUAUCUUGAUUGACUCCAAUGGGUCGGUGAAAGUUGCAGACUUUGGGGUUUCUGCUUCUGUUUAUGAGGCCAAUUCGAGUGGAGAGUCAUCGAUUCGGUUAAACGACAUUGCUGGGAUGCCGUACUGGAUGGCGCCUGAGGUGAUACACUCGCACAAUGGGUACGGAUGCAAGGCGGAUGUAUGGUCUUUUGGGAUCACAGCUCUGGAAUUGGCUCAUGGGGGGCCUCACCUGUCUAACUUGCCUCCUUCAAAGUCUCUGCUUUUGAAGAUCACGAAGCGGUUUCGGUUUUCGGAUUAUGAAAAUAGUCACGACAAUAAUUACAAGAGCAAGAAGUUCUCUAAGGCCUUUAAAGACUUGGUGGGUUGUUGCCUUGAUCAGGACCCGAACAAGAGGCCCACUGCAGAGAGGUUGCUUUGCAACUGA